Colletotrichum orchidophilum is the source of this 1374-nucleotide messenger RNA. RefSeq names its product glycosyl hydrolase family 76. The transcript has 4 exons. Bases 1 to 1374 code for a protein of 457 amino acids. The record is from RefSeq and is a predicted model, not a curated record. Gene Ontology annotation, molecular function: mannan endo-1,6-alpha-mannosidase activity. Gene Ontology annotation, biological process: carbohydrate catabolic process; fungal-type cell wall biogenesis. NCBI's taxonomy places the organism in Eukaryota, Fungi, Ascomycota, Sordariomycetes, Glomerellales, Glomerellaceae.
AUGAAAUCUUCUCUCAUCGCCCGCGCUGCGGCAGCGCUCCUCGCCUCGAGCGGUUUCGCCAGCGCCGCUUACUCCAUCGCUUCCGACGAUGACAUCAAGACCACGACCCAGGGUCUCGCCUACGAUCUUAUGAGCUUUUACGAUGGCAACUUGACUGGCCACACGCCCGGUAUCCUGCCUGGUCCUCCACCAGCUGGUGAUUACUACUGGUGGGAAGCUGGUGCCUUGUGGGGAACCAUGAUCGACUACUGGCACUUGACUGGCGAUUCCACCUACAACGACGUUGUGAUGCAGGCCAUGCUACACCAGGUGGGACCGGACCGCGAUUACAUGCCUCCUAAUUACACUGCCUCACUGGGUAACGACGACCAAGGAUUCUGGGGCAUGUCUGCCAUGACUGCUGCCGAAGACGGCUUCCCUAACCCACCCGCGGAUCAGGCCCAGUGGUUGGCCCUCGCCCAAGCCGUCUUCAACACCAUGGCUAGUCCCGACAGACACGACAACACUUGCGGAGGCGGACUCCGUUGGCAGAUUCCUCUAUCUAACAACGGAUACAACUACAAGAAUAGUAUCGCGAACGGCUGCUUCUUCAACAUCGGUGCUAGACUGGCUCGUUACACAAAGAACCAAACUUACGCCGACUGGGCCGAGAAGACCUGGGACUGGAUGACUUCUGUCGGUUUCAUCGAUGCCGAAUACAACAUUUACGACGGUGGCCACGUUGAGCAGAACUGUACCGACAUCAACAAAGCUCAGUUCUCAUACAACAAUGGUGUUUUCAUUCUCGGUGCUGCCAUGAUGUACAAUUACACGGAUGGCUCCGCCGCGUGGAAGACGCGCCUGGACGGUCUUAUUGAAGGCACACUGAAAAUUUUCUUCCCCAACAACAUUGCAUUCGAGAUUGCUUGCGAGGAGCACAACACCUGCACAACCGACAUGUUAAGUUUCAAGGGCUACGUCGCUCGAUGGAUGUCGGUCGCGACGCAGAUUGCACCCUAUACUGCCGAGAAAAUUCUCCCGAUUCUCAAGACGUCAGCGGAAGCGGCUAUCAAGCAGUGCACAGGGCAGGCUAAUCAGCGGACCUGUGGCUUCAAAUGGAGCACAGGCGUAUACGACGGCACCAAGGGAGCCGGUCAGCAGAUGAACGUGCUCGGCGCCGUGUCGUCUCUACUCAUCGGCUCUGUCAAGGGACCAGUAACAAAUACCACUGGUGGUAUCUCCAAGGGAGAUCCCAACGCCGGUAGUCACUCGGACAACCUCCUCGGCACGGAAUCGCCAGUCACAACAGCAGAUAAGGCCGGCGCCGGCAUCCUCACCUUCCUGGUGCUAGGAUGUGCGGCUGGCACUUUUGGCUGGAUGAGUUUCGGAGCGUAA